Molecule: messenger RNA, 3021 nt
Organism: Ordospora colligata OC4
Lineage: Eukaryota; Fungi; Microsporidia; Ordosporidae
Product: ubiquitin-activating enzyme E1
Exons: 1
Coding region: 1-3021 (1006 amino acids)
Biological process (GO): protein sumoylation
Cellular component (GO): cytoplasm; SUMO activating enzyme complex
Molecular function (GO): SUMO activating enzyme activity
Source: RefSeq, a predicted model, not a curated record
AUGAAAAACAAUGGCGAUGCAGAAAUAGACGAGUCUCUGUACUCAAGGCAGCUGUAUGUUGUUGGCAAGGAUGCAAUGAGGAAGAUGAUGAGGAGCAGAGUUCUUGUUAUUGGGCUUGAUGGGCUUGGGCAGGAGGUAGUGAAGAAUAUAUGCCUGGCGGGGGUGAGCAGAGUAGCGCUUUUUGAUGAGAGUACAGUUGCAGAGGAAGAUCUGUGCACUGGAUUCUACUUCCGAAGGAGCGAUAUUGGCAGGCCUAAGGAUGUUAGUGUUCUGGAGAGGUUUAAAGCAAUGAAUGAGUAUGUGAGUGUUGAGGUGGUUAAGGAGCCAAGUACCUUUGAAGGAUAUGACGUAGUUGUAGUAUGUAACGAAGGAUAUGUGGAGCAGACGAGAAUGAAUGAGAAAGCAAGACAGAGUGGAUGCAUGUUUAUUGGAUGCCAAGUGCAAGGAUUGUUUUCUCAGGUUUUUUGUGACUUUGGAGCUGAGUUUAUCUGUGUUGACAGGACGGGGGAGAUUCCAGUGAGUGGGAUGAUCAAUGACAUAAGUUGUGAAGGAGUGAUGACUGUAGUUGAUGAGCAAAGGCACAAUCUUGAGGAUAUGGACAUAAUUAAGGUGACGCAAUGUGAGGAGUAUGAAGGAAAAUAUUUCCGUGUGAAGGUUAUGUCACCUAUACAGGUGAAGCUGCAGGCAGUAGAUGGAGUAAGACUGUUUGAUGAGGAAACUGAGUUUAAGGAAGAGAAGUUCAAGGCAGUGUAUGGAGGAGACUUUGAACAACAGAAGAAGCCUACAAUGAUAUCAUUCAAGCCUCUGAGUGUGGCAGUUGAGAAUCCUGGGAUUCUUGGAUUCAACUAUGAGGUUGGUGAACGAAACCUUGUUAUUCACAAAUGUUUUGUUGUUUUAGGAGAGUAUAUUGAACAACACAAGCAGAUGCCAAGUGGAGAGGAGUUUCUUUCAGUGUUUGUGAAGAAGUACCGAAGCCAUUUUGAAUUUGAAGGGUUGAUUAGACAAUUUGGAAGGCAAUGUGGAGGAAUGCUGAUGCCGAUGUGUUCAGUAGUUGGGGGAUUUGUGGCACAGGAGGUGUUGAAGGCGAUUGGAAGCAAAUUUACGCCAUUGCAGCAAUUUUUCUAUUUUGAUGCAAUUGAUGUGAUUCCUGAUGAAUCUAAGAGUGAUGGAGAGUGUGAGCACACCAAGGAUAUACAAUGUGAUAAUCGAUGCAUGAAUGGCGAUGAAUGUAGAUAUGCGCCUAUGAUCCGAUGCAUUGGAAGAAAGAAUGUUGAAAAGUUGUUUAAGCUGAAUGUCUUUAUGGUUGGAGCGGGAGCGAUUGGAUGUGAGCACCUGAAGAACAUGGUUAUGUGUGGGAUAGGAAGAGAUGGGAGGAUUAGCGUGACUGAUAUGGAUGCUAUUGAGCAAUCGAAUCUGAACAGACAGUUUCUAUUUAGAUCGUGUGAUGUGUCGAAAAUGAAGGCAGAGGUAGCUGUGAGGGAGGUAACUACGCUGAAUGAGGACUUUUUAAAGGUUGAUGGAUAUGAAGUAAGAAAGACAGUUGAUCUGAUGAAUGGAGUAUCUGGAGCAACAUCUCUACAACCGAAUCUAGUCUAUUAUAACUUGAAGGUUGGAAGGGAGACUGAAGCGGUGUUUAGUGAUCGGAUGUUUCAGUCAGUGAAUGUGAUUGCUACUGCUCUUGAUAAUGUUGAUGCAAGAUUGUAUGUUGAUGAGAGAUGUGUGGUGAAUAGGAAGUUUCUUGUUGAUGCAGGGACAUCUGGAACGAAGGGGAAUGUUCAGGUGAUUGUUCCGUUCCAUACGGAGAGCUAUGGAUCUAGUCAGGACCCACCGGAGAAGUCGAUUCCACUCUGUACGAUCAAGAACUUUCCUCAUUCGAUUGAGCAUACAAUUGAGUGGGCAAGGAGUGAGUUUGAGUUUAAGUUCCAUGACCAGGUGAAUCAGAUAAAGGAAUACCUAAGUAGGAGUAAAGACUGCGAAGAUGAGAGUGAGUCUGAUUCUGGAGGUCGAACAAGAGAUACGAAUAAUGAGACAAUUGAGGAUCUGGUUGAAAAGAUGCCGUUUGAUGAGAAGGAUUGCAUAAGGAAUGGGAUUAUGCUGUUUGUGAAGUUAUUUCACACGUCUAUUAAGAACUUAGUUACUGCGUUUCCACCUGAUUCGAAGACGAAGGAGGGGCAACCGUUCUGGAUGCCACCGAAGAGGCCACCUGUGACUAUCAGUUUUAAUGUGUCGAAUGAACUUCAUAUUCUGUUUGUUCAGAGUGCAGCGAAUAUCUUUGCAUUUAACUUUGGAAUUGGAAAGAGCAUAUCUAAAGAGAUGGUUGUUGAUCUUGUGAAGAACGAGAUUUUGGUUGAGGAUGUUCCUGGAAGUUCUUCAGGGGUGGUAGAAGAAACAGGAUUCAAAGGGUGUAUGGAUCCUGAAAGUAUUAUACCAGCAUCUUUUGAGAAAGAUGACGAUGCUAAUUUCCAUGUGGACUUUGUUUAUGCAGCAGCAAACCUGAGAGCAGCAAAUUACAAGAUAAGGCAGGUUGACAGACUAACGGUGAAAGGGAUUGCUGGAAGGAUUAUUCCGGCAAUAGCUACGACGACUGCGGUUGUGUCUGGACUUGCGAUUCUGGAAAUGAUGAAGCAAGCAUUUGGAGUUGAGCAUACGAAAUUCAAGAAUUCGUUUUUGAACCUUGCACUACCGUUUUUUGCAAGUACGGACCCGAUGGAGCCUCAGAAGCAGACCUACAAGAUUGAGAAUAAGAAGUAUACAUAUACGCUGUGGAGUAGAUUAGAGUACAAGGAUGCGAAGCUGGGAACGAUCUUGGAAGCGUUUGAGAUUCAAUUCAAGAAGAAAAUCUCGAUGGUUACUGCAGGAAAUGUGCUUGUGUAUUGGGACUUUGAUUCGAAGUAUGCUGACAAUCUUGAAAAAACGAUUGGAGAACUUGUUAAGAGGGAGCCAGGACAGAUGUUAGUGAUAUUAGAUGUAGUUACGGAUGAUGAUGACGAAUUCCCGAGAAUAGUGGUAGUCUUUGAUUAA